This is a messenger RNA of Clonostachys rhizophaga, 1485 nucleotides long. NCBI's taxonomy places the organism in Eukaryota, Fungi, Ascomycota, Sordariomycetes, Hypocreales, Bionectriaceae. The record is from the annotation of a GenBank genome assembly.
AUGCGAACCCUCAGUGCUUUGUCUGCGGUACUGUUCAUAGCGCUCGCUAGAGCUGAUACCUGCACAUCUGUUGAGGCUCUUGGAACCAUCCAAGUUGCUCGUCCACUCACCUUGGCAUAUGCGAGCGAGCAGAAUGAGUACUGGUCUGAGACAUGCAGUCUGAUCAAGCCAUCAUGUAUCAUGUUCCCAAAGUCCGCAGAGGAGGUUGCCGCCAUCGUAAAAAUCCUCAAGGACACCGACGAGGACUUUGCCGUCAAGUCUGGCGGCCAUAACCCGAACAACUAUUUCUCAUCGGUUGAAAACGGACCCCUCAUAUCCACAGCGAAGCUCGACCAUGUUGAACUUGACCAACAGACGGGUGUCGCCAAAGUUGGACCCGGCAACAGGCUUGAUGGGAUAUCUGCUAAGCUUGACGGCACUGGCUGGACGUUUGUGGGCGGACGUAUCGGUAAUACUGGAGUUGGUGGUUUAAUCCUUGGAGGUGGUUUGUCCUAUAUGUCUGCACAAUAUGGCUGGUCAGCCUCUAGCGUGCUCGCCUACGAGGUAAUCUUGGCUGACGGCUCUAUUGUCACCGCCUCGGCGACGGAAAAUGAAGAUCUAUUCAAAGCUCUCAAGGGCGGUGGCAAUAACUUCGGUAUUGUGGCCUCCUAUCUGCUCCAAACCUACCGACAAGGUGAUAUAUACGGAGGCAAUCUGGUCUACGCGCGGACUGAGAAAACAGACAAGAAGCUACUCAAGGCUGUGCGCGACUUUACCGAAUAUAAUACCGAUGAUAAGGCUGCAGUCAUUGUCACAGCUGAGCGCACCAACAUAAAUUUGAUUGACUCAUGGAUUCUGUUCCUCUUCUAUGACGGUCCUAGCCCUCCACAGGGCAUCUUCCAAAAUUUCACCGACGCCAAUCCUAUACUUAAUACUCUCAGAACUCAGUCGUACGCCAGUCUUAUGGCAGGAAGCAACUGGGUCAUUGUCGAGGGCUCGACUGUUCAGAUUGCUACGGAGACUGUCCCUCUACCCUCCGAAGAGAACAGCGACAAGUUCUUUGACAGCAUCCAUGCCCACUGGCGUUCCAUGUCUCAAUCUGUCCUUGCCGUCCCUGGAAUCGUCGCAUCUAUUGCAUAUCAACCAUUUCCCAAGCGUAUUGCCCAGCAAGCCCUCCAGCGCAGCGACGAUCUCAUCGCGGCAGAGCCUGAUGCCGACAAGCUGAUCAUUGAGAUGAACUACAGUUUCCUCCCUGGGCCGUACGAUACCAUGGCAGACAUCAUGGAAGCGACAUAUACGGGUGUGCGCAACAGGGUUCUUGGAUGGCAGCGAGAUGGAACUUUAGCCAGCGGGGUGUACCUACCAUUAUUCAUGAACUACGGUUUUUACCGCCAGGAUUACUUUGGUAGACUGAAGCCAGAAAAUGCAGCUCUGGCGAAGAGGACGUCGCAAAAGUAUGACCCCCAGGGCUUGUUUCGUGAACGCACAGGAGGAUGGAAACCUUAA